GCGUGAUAAUGUGCAAAAUCCAAAGAACGUUGUCGUUGGCGGUGAUCUGCGCCUUUGCUUGUCUUGCCACUGGUGAAGAAGCGAAAAAUGGCAAGGAUUCAUACCUUGUGGCGUUGCAGAACUCCCAGCAGAUCAAUCAACAAAAUAAAGGAAACGGAUUGGUGCGGAUACCACGUGAAGAUUAUAGCAACGUGCCAUCAUCGUCCUACGAAUAUAGCUUAGCUCCAUCAAACACCUACGGAGCUCCGUCAAAUAGUUAUGGAGCUCCUCAAAAAUCAGUGUACGGGCCCCCAAAGCCAGUCUAUGGUCCACCUCAACCAGUUUAUGGGCCGCCAGCACUGAUGAACCAUGGAAAACCCUACAUGAGUCCCGAGAGCUGGCUUCUUAAUAAGCUGAAAAUGAAAUUCAACUGGUUUACGCUCGCCAAAAUUCUGCUCAAGAUUGUGAUAUUCAAAAAAAUUGUCAAAUUCCUUGCCUUGUUGUGCUUAUUGUUUUUCAUUCCAACGCUGAAGCCAAGUGAAAGCGACAGUGACCACAGCGGAGGAGACAAUGAGGAUGAACACCGCCGCAGCUACGACUUGCAGUAUGACUACAAAUCCCGGCUUAAUCAGGUGACAAUGUUUGCCCUGAAAGCAAUGGAAGCUUUCACUGUCGAUAACGAGCUGUAUUGUCCGGAAGAGAACUUCCUCGGCUGCCGAGCGAAGCGAAUGUUCGAUGUGAUCGACGAGGAAUAUCCGCUGAGCAUGAUCCUUAAUAUGUACGUUCCGCAAUCUCAACACAAAAAGGUAUUCCGACUGCAUUCCAACGAUGAAGACUAUGACGGUGUUCAAGUUGCCGACAAUGGAAUCGACCACUCCACAGAUGGCGUCAACAACAGUAGCAGCAGCAGUAACGAAAGUCGUGAACGUGAUGACUAGAUCGAAACGGAUCCUGGAUGUGGCGAAAAAAUAAUUGCACACUCGCAGUCUACUUCGAUCGAUCGUCCACCGUAUACUCGAAUCGAUUAUGAAUUACGAUAAGAAGCGAAAAAAAAAUGCGUGGUUUGAAUUUAAAACCGACGGCCGACAGUGUACUACUUUCUCGAUCCACAGUGUACGAUAAUUUAUAAGCUAGGUGUGUAAAAUUAAGUGCCGGAGCUCGGCUGCGCUAGUACUCAUUUAAUUUAUUUAUUUAUUGUGGUUGUAAUCAUUUUA
This is a messenger RNA of Ochlerotatus camptorhynchus, 1193 nucleotides long. RefSeq lists its product as uncharacterized. The coding region runs from base 9 to 917 and encodes 302 amino acids. The record is from RefSeq and is a predicted model, not a curated record. NCBI's taxonomy places the organism in Eukaryota, Metazoa, Arthropoda, Insecta, Diptera, Culicidae. The transcript has 4 exons.